AAACAAUAAGAUUCCAAUAUUUUUUGUUCACCCACCUCCCCAGUGAACGGCUUUGGCUUUUCUCUUCUCUCCCUCUCCACUUCUUAUUAAACUCUCUCUUUCCCUCUCAUUAACCAAAUUUCUUCUUCUUCCCAUCUCCUAUAUUUACCUAUAUAUUGCAUUCCAUGUCAAUUGAUCUCUGCACUUCAAACAUGGCAAUGCAUCUUCCUCCCUACCCAACAACUCAACUACAACAAGACCCUUUUGUUUUUGACGCCUCCAUUCUUCAACACCAAUCCAACAUACCCUCUCAGUUCAUUUGGCCUGACGAUGAGAAACCUUGCCUUGAGUCCCCGGAGCUUGUAAUUCCUCCUAUUGACUUGAGAGGCUUCCUCUCUGGAGACCUUUCAGCUGUCUCAAAAGCUUCUCAGCUCAUUAAUGAGGCAUGCAAGAAACAUGGAUUCUUUCUGGUUGUUAAUCAUGGAGUUGAUUCAGAGCUUAUAGCUAGAGCUCAUGAGUACAUGGAUAUGUUCUUUGGCAUGCCAUUAGCAGAGAAGCAAAGAGCUCAGAGAAAGAUAGGAGACCACUGUGGAUAUGCAAGUAGCUUCACUGGAAGGUUCUCCUCUAAACUUCCAUGGAAAGAAACACUUUCUUUUCGAUAUUCUGAUGAUAAUAAGUUCUCCAACAUUGUCCAAGAAUAUUUCUUGAAGGUGAUGGGAGAAGAAUUCAGACAAUUUGGGAAGGUGUACCAAGAAUACUGUCAAGCCAUGAACACUCUAUCCCUUGGGAUCAUGGAGCUUUUGGGAUUCAGUCUAGGAGUUGGCCGAGAAUUCUUCAGACAAUUUUUUGAAGGAAAUGAUUCCAUAAUGAGAUUAAAUCACUAUCCUCCCUGCCAAAAACCUGAUUUAACUCUCGGUACUGGGCCUCACUGUGACCCCACCUCCUUAACAAUCCUUCAUCAGGAUGAAGUUGGUGGCCUCCAAGUGUUCGUCGAUGAAAAAUGGUAUUUCGUUCGUCCGGAUCCAAAAGCUUUUGUUGUCAAUAUCGGCGACACAUUCAUGGCUCUAUCAAAUGGCAUUUUCAAGAGUUGCUUGCACAGAGCAGUGGUAAAUAAUAGAACAGUAAGGAAAUCACUUGCUUUCUUUUUAUGUCCAAACAUGGACAAAGUGGUGAAGCCACCAAACACCUUGGUCAACUCCAACAAUCCAAGGAUGUACCCAGAUUUCACAUGGUCAAACCUGCUAGAAUUCACUCAGAAACAUUACAGGGCCGACAUGAAAACCCUAGAUGUCUUCACUAGCUGGCUGCAACAGAACAGCUGAAGCUGAGAGGGGCAUUGGUGAAUGAAAGUGAAAGUCAGGUUCAAAGGGGUAGAGAAUGGUAUCAGCUAGCUAGUGAGUGAACUGAUGCUGGGUCUCAAGGAAAAAGGCAACAGAAACACCAAAAAAUAGGCCAGCUGGUCUGUGAUUAGGUGUUAGUGUUGGAGAGAAUCAUAUAAAUAAAAGAGGCAAAUUGUAGGAAUAAAGAGUUAAAUGGGCUCCAUAGCUUCUUUUUCAUUUUAUUCCAUUUUAAAAUUUAGAAAAUAAGGAUUCUAUGUACUUUUGUCUUUGGCCUCUCUUAGAUUCUGAUUGCCUCGACCAUCAUUCUGUUUUCUGCAUGUAAGAAUGUCUUUGUUUAUUAGAUUAAAUUCUGCCCAAAGAUCUCUC
Messenger RNA from Manihot esculenta (cassava), 1685 nucleotides. RefSeq names its product gibberellin 20 oxidase 2. Bases 165 to 1301 code for a protein of 378 amino acids. The transcript is spliced from 3 exons. Gene Ontology annotation, molecular function: gibberellin 20-oxidase activity. Gene Ontology annotation, biological process: gibberellin biosynthetic process; response to light stimulus; flower development. The record is from RefSeq and is a predicted model, not a curated record. NCBI's taxonomy places the organism in Eukaryota, Viridiplantae, Streptophyta, Magnoliopsida, Malpighiales, Euphorbiaceae.